AUGCCUAUUAUCCAUCACAUCAAAGAUACGCCUAGAGGCUUCAUUGCAGGAGCAUUCAUCUUGUUCGUGACGGCUCGACUUGUAUGGCUCGUUACGGCAAGAGCAAGGCGCGCAGAUCGCCCUUCGAAGUUUGCUGUGUUCCAGGGCGAGACUGACGUGAUUCAGACGAUGGAGGAAGCAAACGAGAAGCUCCCAGAAACUCCUUUCGUACUGUCCAUGCAUGGCAUGCAAGUAUUUGUAUUACCGCGCUCCGAGAUCGAGACGGUAAAAUCGCUGCCGGAAUGCGAGGUCUCGAUAAAGAAGCACCAUUUCAACGUUUUCCUCGGCGAAUACACCUUUAUGGGCACCAAGGCAGACGAAUUCGACGACACGAUGCGAUAUACACUGACAAGGAGUACACCCACGGCUUUGGAUGCGUUCACAGAUGAGAUUGGAUACGCCAUGGACCAGUGCAUAGGGCAGUGCGACGAUGUAUGGACCGGGAUCAGAAUACGGGCGGCGAUGGCGCGGAUUGCGUCGCUGCUGUCGGGACGUGUGUUUGUCGGCCUUCCGUUGAGUCGUGACCCCGAGUGGGUGGAAGCAACGACACAAUACACGCAAAAUGUUACAACAGCAUGGAUGAUACUCCGUUUGAUCCCCCGGUUCAUUCGUCCACUCGUUGCCACCUUUCUGCCCCAGGUUCGAACCUUGAAGCGAUUCAGAAGAGCUACGGUAGAAAAGCUCAGCCCGAUACUCGCUGCAAAGAGGCAAGGAAUCCACAGCAAGACAACUUCGGACCCUGCUGGAGGCUCCAUGCUGGAAUGGCUUACAGCGCAUUACAAGGUCCAGCCCACUGCCGAGCAGCUUGCUCGAGACGAGCUGCUGGUGACUUUUGCUUCCAUCUACAAUCUGACAAAUGCCAUCUCCUCCAUGGUUUUCGAUCUGGCCAAGUACCCAGAACACAUUCCGGAACUACGUCAAGAGCUGGCAGAGGUGCUGGGACCAAGUGGAAUCAUUGAUAAGCACGCCUUGUCUAGGCUUCGGAAAUGUGAUAGCUUCAUUCGAGAGUCUCAGCGACUGAGCCCUCCUUCACUCGCAAACAUCCCUCGCAUCGUUACAAAUCCCCACGGGUUUGUUACAUCGACAGGCCAUCGAAUCCCCGCUGGGUCAACCGUGAUGAUUCGAGCUCAUCCGAUCAAUCGAGAUAGGAAGCUAUGGGGCGACAACGCCGACCAGUUCGAUGGGUUUCGAUUUUCAAAGCUUCGCGACAUGCCCGGAAAUGCCCUCAAGUACCAACACACCAGCACUGGGACGGACAACAUCAACUUUGGCCACGGGAUCUGGGCUUGCCCGGGAAGAUUCUUUGCGUCAGCGCAGCUCAAGGUGAUUUUGGCUGAGCUGCUGAGACGCUACGACAUUAUGCGCUCCCCACAGACCCCCAACCCAGGACAGUUACACUACGGACUGGCCGUCGUGCCUGACCCAGAGGCCGAGGUACUUUUCAGGAAGAGGAUGCUGUAG
Messenger RNA from Zymoseptoria tritici IPO323, 1500 nucleotides. RefSeq names its product putative P450 monooxygenase (gene CYP-41). NCBI's taxonomy places the organism in Eukaryota, Fungi, Ascomycota, Dothideomycetes, Mycosphaerellales, Mycosphaerellaceae. The transcript has 4 exons. Bases 1 to 1500 code for a protein of 499 amino acids. Gene Ontology annotation, molecular function: heme binding; monooxygenase activity; oxidoreductase activity, acting on paired donors, with incorporation or reduction of molecular oxygen. The record is from RefSeq and is a predicted model, not a curated record.